Molecule: messenger RNA, 276 nt
Organism: Striga hermonthica
Lineage: Eukaryota; Viridiplantae; Streptophyta; Magnoliopsida; Lamiales; Orobanchaceae
Source: the annotation of a GenBank genome assembly
AUGAGGCCCGAUAUUUCUUGCUCCAUGGCCCGCAUGAUAUUCGGGCUCGAACUGAGGCCCUAUCUCGGCCACGUCACAGUCCCGUGCCACAUCAUCCUGAGCUCCAAUGACUUUAUGGUCCCAGUUGCGGUGGGGGAGUACCUCCGCAAGAACUUGGGAGGUCCAUCGGUUGUGGAGGUGAUGCCGACCGAGGGUCACCUGCCGCACCUCAGCUCGCCGGAGGUCACAAUCUCGGUGGUGCUUCGCCACAUACGACAUGACAUCGCGGAUCAGUGA